Molecule: messenger RNA, 198 nt
Organism: Prunus armeniaca (apricot)
Lineage: Eukaryota; Viridiplantae; Streptophyta; Magnoliopsida; Rosales; Rosaceae
Source: the annotation of a GenBank genome assembly
AUGGCUUGGAGCUGUGAUUUUGUUGAGCCUCGUGCGCACGGGCUGGGCUUUUUCGUUUUGGUAGUGGUGAAGUUGCUGGGCCUUGGAUGCCGAAAGCACAAGAAUUGCAUGUCGCAAGGAAAUGGGCCUAGGCACGAGGGUGCCGAAGGCAUAAGAAUUGCAUGUAGCAAAAUGAUGGGCCUAGGCACGAGGUGCUGA